AUUUUCAUCUUAGGAGGCAGCAAGAGGUGCUUCUAAAUCGAUACAAACGUGUCCCUUUUACUUACAAACCAAAUCCAUUUGUUUGUUCUUCUUGUGCACCCCUCCCAAAAAAAAAAAAAAAAAAAAAACUUGCCCCUUCCACCUCAGCCAGUCUCGCCUCCCCUUCCCUUUGACAACUGAUUCGCAAAGAAGGCCUGUCCAAGUCACACCCCAGGUACAUGGAUCCCUCCAGGGGUCUUUACCACAGUUCCUGAGCUCGCUGAGUCAAGUUGAUCCCAGCCGAGGCUGAGUCCGCCGAGCAAGCUUUCCCCGGCCUCACAUCUCUGAAUUGACUUCACCGCGCUCCCUGAUUGGUGUCCUUUCCUCUAUCUACUCGCCACUUCCAUGCUGCAUUUCUUCUAGUACCGCAAGGCGUGUCUUGUAUUGGAUUUUGUGCUGCCACGAUUUUGUCAAGUCCUGCUUCGUGUGUUUAUUUGUGCUCGAUAUGUAUUUGAUUGAUAUGCGGUUGAUGAUGUUCUGUACUUGGACGCCAGUGGGCUGAGCGCGGGCAGUUCGGAAUGGUUGACAUGAUGUGGCAUGACAAUAGAGAGUGGCUUGCUGCUGUAUUGGCUAAGGAUGAGCACAAAGCGACCAACAAUGUUGAGUGUACGUGCACCGGUCUUGGUAUUCUCAUCGUAGAUGUUGCUCAUCCAGAAGCUUUAAGCAUGGCUGAAGCUGAUUACCUAGGAAGUCCAAGGGGCACAGAUUUCCGGAGCUUCCCGUCUGAAGCGGUCUGUCUCAUUCUAUGGCUCUCAGUGACUCUUGACGCCUUCAAAGACAACACUAAUCCUGAACUCACACAAGUACCAUCUGGAUCUUAUGCAGUUUUCAAGAAGGGCUAA
Cadophora gregata is the source of this 881-nucleotide messenger RNA. RefSeq lists its product as uncharacterized. Lineage: Eukaryota; Fungi; Ascomycota; Leotiomycetes; Helotiales; Ploettnerulaceae. The transcript has a single exon. The record is from RefSeq and is a predicted model, not a curated record. The coding region runs from base 558 to 881 and encodes 107 amino acids.